UGAAUUAUGAGGCGUUUAAUUCCACACAACUCGUGCCUCGCACACAGCUUUCGUUACAUUAUUCUUAAGUUUCUUGAGUUCAAACCAGUUGUCCGUUAAAAACCCGCGCAAACUACGGCCCGGUAUAAAUUGAAUUGCCUCAAUUGUACAUCGUUAAACUAUUCUACGUUACUUUCAUUGUCUUCAGCGUUAAUUUUGAUUGAACAGAAGCAAAAUGACGAAACCAAAAAGCGCCGGCUAAAAAGAAAACAAACGGUUACAAAAUGCCCGAUCCUAUAGCACAGGGCGAAGUAUUGCAAGACAUUUGUAAGAGGCAAUGGAUUCUUGGCCCAUCCAUUGGUAAAGGCGGGUUCGGCGAGAUCUACUCCGCAAGGCCAAGUGAUAACUCAACUAAAGAUUACAAAUAUGUCAUAAAAAUUGAACCACAUGAGAAUGGUCCACUCUUUGUUGAGAUGCAUUUCUACAACAGAUGUGCCAGAGAAAAAGAUGUUGUUGAAUUUAAACAAAUGAAGAAGUUAAAGCAUUUAGGAAUGCCAAUUUACAUUGCAUCAGGGUCACAUACCUACAAGAAUGAAAAGUAUAGAUUUAUAGUGAUGGAAAAGUUUGCUCCCCAGGACAUUUGGAAACUAUUUGUGAUGAAUGAUAAGAGAUUGUCACCUAUCUGUGUUUACAGAUUGGCUAUGCAAAUGUUGGAUGUAUUAGAGUACAUCCAUAGUAAAGGAUAUAUUCAUGGUGAUAUUAAAGGUGCUAACAUUUUGUUGAGUGAGAAAGAUGCAAACUGUGCGUUUUUGGUUGAUUUUGGUUUGGCUGGGAAGUUCACUACAGAACCACAAUAUGUACCUAAUCCAAAGAGAAUGCACAAUGGGACUAUUGAGUAUUUAAGUAGAGAUGCCCAUCAUGGAGUGCAAACGCGUCGUGGGGAUAUUGAAAUAUUGGCUUACAAUAUGAUUCAUUGGCUCACUGGGACGUUGCCAUGGGAAGGGAAUAGCAAUCCAGAAAGUGUGCAACAAGAAAAAGAAAAUUUCAUGGAUAACAUUACUAAGUUUUCCACAUGUCUUGAUAGUGAAGUUCGAGGCACAAUUGUAGAACUAUUGACAUUUAUUAAUAGUAUUAAACAUGAUGAAGCACCAGAUUAUGCUAAAGUGCACAAAAUAUUGCUCAAAGGUCUUAAAAGUGUCGGUGGAACAGAAUCUAGUCCUUUAGUAUUUACUUCACCAAAGAAACGCAAGUCGGCUACAAAUCUCGACAGCGUUGCUUCUUCGAACAAACGCGGGAAAGCAUCCAAAACAAAAAAUAUACAGGUACCAUCUACUGCCGACAAUAUGAAUGGUAAUGAAGCACCUACAAGUUCAAUGAAUGCGGAGGAAAUGCGUAUUGCGACGUUAAUACGUGAGAAACCUGCAAGGCAAAGGAAACCCAAAAAGAAAGAUGCGCCGAACGUUGAAUCCAAUACCAAUGGUGUAAAUGAAAAUGAAGCACCAACUAGUUCGUUGAUGAAUUCAGAUGAGUUGCGUGAGCUGAAAGUCAAGAAGACUCCUAUUAAGAAACACACAAAGGCUAUUCCUACAGAUGCUGGUGAUUCUCCUCCGCGAAGCCAUGGUAAACCCAAUUUAUUAAACGCAUUACAUGAGGAAGUCAGGCGGUCACCAAGGAAUAGGGAUAGGAAGCGUCCGGAUUAUAUUAAUUAAUUUAUAGUAUUAUUCCAAUGCCUGUUAUGAUUAGAUAUUGUACGGUAAUUUAUAUUCGGUUAAUUUUUCUUGCUUGUGUUAUAAUACCAUUAAAAUGUUAACUAAU
This is a messenger RNA of Dalotia coriaria, 1794 nucleotides long. RefSeq names its product nucleosomal histone kinase 1 (gene ball). The record is from RefSeq and is a predicted model, not a curated record. Bases 264 to 1688 code for a protein of 474 amino acids. Gene Ontology annotation, biological process: peptidyl-serine phosphorylation; signal transduction. The transcript has 4 exons. Gene Ontology annotation, cellular component: nucleus; cytoplasm. Lineage: Eukaryota; Metazoa; Arthropoda; Insecta; Coleoptera; Staphylinidae. Gene Ontology annotation, molecular function: ATP binding; protein serine/threonine kinase activity.